Messenger RNA from Pelmatolapia mariae (spotted tilapia), 5599 nucleotides. It is a transcript of the gene tmem115, whose product is annotated as transmembrane protein 115. The transcript is spliced from 4 exons. The record is from RefSeq and is a predicted model, not a curated record. Gene Ontology annotation, biological process: retrograde vesicle-mediated transport, Golgi to endoplasmic reticulum. Bases 338 to 1498 code for a protein of 386 amino acids. Gene Ontology annotation, cellular component: membrane; Golgi apparatus. NCBI's taxonomy places the organism in Eukaryota, Metazoa, Chordata, Actinopteri, Cichliformes, Cichlidae.
GGGAAACCCUCAGGCUAGCCCGGGCCGAGAGGACUAAGAACUGGGGCUCGGUGGGCUUUUUCAUCGACCAGGUUUUACUGGCCCUAGCUGUUCUGUUUUACACUCACACGAAACCUCUUCUGCUCUUCAGUGGACAUAAAACAUUAUCCGGAUGAAGGCUCACAGAGAAGUGUGGAUUUUGAUGCUGUCAGGAACCACGGGUGUCUCCUGUUCUGCUUGGCAUCAUUGACCUCACUCCGUUAUUCAAGAACUGCUACAACAACAGGCAACUAGUUCUGCUUUUUUAACUCUUUUGGGCCGAGUUGCUCAAAGAGGACCUUCUUCAUAACUGACCACAAUGAAUCGUUACCUGCCCGUGGCACGACAGCACUUCCUGGCUGCCCUUGCCAGCACCAGUGUAGUGGUAAAAGCUAUAAGUGCUCUAGUAGUACUGCUGUACCUGCUUUCAUGGGCUGUCAACACUCCAUACGCAUUGGGGGUGACCCCGGGCUACCUUUUUCCACCCAACUUUUGGGUGUGGACGCUGGUAACCCAUGGAGUGGUGGAGCAGCACGUCUGGGGUGUGGCAGCCAAUGUGGGGACAGUAAUGGCCUGUGGGCGCCUGCUGGAGCCUUUGUGGGGUGCUCUGGAGCUCCUGAUCUUUUUCGCAGUGGUUAACGUGUCUGCAGGCCUGUUAGCAGGCUUCUCCUACCUCCUCACCUAUGUGGCUACCUUUGACCUGGACUUCCUGUUUGCUGUGCGUGUCCAUGGAGCAGCCGGAUUCCUGGGAGGUGUCCUGGUGGCGCUGAAGCAGACCAUGGGGGAUACUACAGUGCUCAGAGUGCCACAGGUGAGACUCAAAGCAGCACCAGCUUUGGUCCUCCUCUUCCUGGCUUUAUUGCGCCUGUCUGGAUUGCUUGACAGCUCCGCUCCCCUGGCUUCAUACAGUUAUGGUGCACUGUCUGGAUGGGUCUACCUGCGCUUCUACCAGAGGCACAGCCGGGGCCGCGGCGACAUGUCAGACCACUUUGCCUUUGCAAGUUUCUUCCCAGAGGCAGUGCAGCCAGCUGUGGGACUGCUGGCAGGGCUCGUCCACUCUGCCCUGGUGAAGAUGAAGGUGUGCAGGAAGAUGGUAAAGAGAUACGACGUGGGAGCGCCCUCCUCCAUCACCAUCAGCUUACCAGGGACAGACCCACAGGAUGCAGAAAGGAGGAGACAACUGGCCCUGAAAGCUCUGAACGAGCGGCUAAAACGCGUAGAGGACCAGUCUGCUUGGCCCAGCAUGGAUGACGAGGAAGACGACGAUGACGACGAGGUCAGAACCGACACACAGCCGCUCCUACCAGGCGGACGUGAGCCCUCCUCCACACCAAGAACAGCAGGGGGAGCCAUCAGUGCCUCCCUCUCCUCCACCUCCUCAUCAUUGAUGUCACAAAGUGGCGGAGCACCUUCCUCGGGUGGAGUGCAGCACCCAGAGUCCAGCAUCAUCAGCUUUGAGGAUGCACCUUCAAGAUCAUAGCAAACAGAACACAAGUGUACAGAUAUGCACGCUCUGUUUGAGGUCACUGGCAAGUAUACUGGUGUGUUCAGAGUUCCUGACUAGUAUACAGGUUUAUUCAGUGACAGCUAUUAGGCGUAUACACACACACACACACACGCGCACACACACACACACACCCCUUUGACCAGUGUAUACAAACAGCCGUGCACACUCAAACUCUGUCAGCAUCAUUGUGAAGCCCAAAAGACUGUACAGUGCUUUCAGUUGAGACACGAUGGUUGUAAAUGCUCAGUGUAGUUGGGCAGACUGAACACUAAAUUCUUGGCUCGCUCCUGCAUACAAACGAAAGAAAGUCACAAAAAUUCUUUCUUUUCCAGACUUAAUCCCAGCUUGCAGAAAUCUGUUCACUGCUUCAUGUGUCUUUUUCUUUUUUUCUUUUUUUUGCUUUCUAAAUAAAUAAUGAAAUGGGUGUAUGAUAUUCUUUUUUUGUAAGUUUUACAGAGCAGCCAUAUUCAUUCUUUUAUUUUCCACUGUGGGGAAAGCUGUCUGUGACAGAGGCUGGGUUUGAGUUCCUGAUUCUCGAUGAAAGACUGUAGCGCGUCAAAUUGAGAAGCACUAAGUCAGAUUAGCUUUGGGUUCACUGGUUCCAAAUAUAGAACCAGGUGUGGAACGGAGGAAGCAUGAAAAGCAUGUUACUCAGCACCAACUGCUGGACCACAGGAAAGAAGCUGCUGCGGGUCUGUCCUGCUGAUGAACUAUGUUACCAAACAUCAAGAUUUGAAAAAGUGCCAGGUGAAAGAAAAAUUCCAGACCAGGUUAACUUGCCACCUGAUACCUCUCUGGAAUCACAAGCAGAAGUACAAACCACAUUAACCCCACCCCACCCCUUUUUUUUUUUUUUUUUCUUGUCAGUGGACAAAAAUGUGGGACACUCCCCUCCCCCCCAAUAGUCUAUUCAUUUAUUUAAUUCUACAAAAAUUUAACUUUUUUGGACUGACAAGACAUGUUGGUGGUGUUACACUCACACAGAUCUGUGGAUGCUUUUCUUGUUUUGCAAGCUGAUUUUCUUUCUUUCCUGAUCCUAACCUGUUUACACUUCUGCAUUCAAGAUUCUGAAAUUAUGCUAGAAAUGUGUGAGCAAGUGCUGUUCUGUUAUCUGGGUGCCUACAAUGAAGGGAAGGUGGUCAUUGUCUGUGCUUCUUUUAUCCAUUUGCACCAUUAGAAACGUGGAGAAAGUGAAGGAGAAGAUUAGCAAAUAGUCUUAGUGGGUAUUUAAAGAAAAUCACAUUGAUUUAUGAGUUACCGAUUUUAAGUUUUAUAAUUGUUGUAACUCUGGCACUGGCCCAUGAGGACAAAUGAGUCCACAAACAGAGGACUGCUGUCCUGGUCAGUAGUCAACAUGGCACAGGUCUCACAGUCACAUCCUUUGGACUUGUAGCAUUACCAUCUCUAAAUUUAUACUUCCAGACCUGGCUCGUGGUGAAUCGUUUUCUAGGGUUGUUGAUAGCAGCUAAAUUAUUUCAUCUAAAUAAACAUGAACUUCAUUUACACCUAAAGGUCAUCAGUUCACUGAUUGUGCUGCCAGUUAUUGCUGUAGCUGUUGCAUGCUAUUGUGGAAACAAUCAAAUCAUUGAAUUUGAUUAGAGUCAUUUGAAGCAAAUGAAUUGUUUAGCAAUGAUGACAAACUGAAACUGUACUUUGGAAAAAUACUUUUGCACUCAUAAUCAUAAGCUUGUAAUUUCAAUGAGAAAUUCCAACUAGCUGAGACUGUGAACCAUGUUUUUUUUUUUUUAAUCACUUUAGAUUAGAAGUGCAAAAGUCCAUGAGGUUAUAUUCACACCCUCCUUCAGUCUCUGAUUCUUCCUGUGAAAACAGGCCAAACAUUAAGACUAAACGCUGAUUAGGGUGAACUGCUAAGAAUUAAGAGUUACCUCUACUUUCCUAAAGAUAUUUAAGAAAAUUACAGAUGAUUAUUAUUAUAUUAUUUGGGAAACUAGGGAGCUACAAAAAUGAGUAUGAUGUUACAUGUGUAAUUCCAUUUAAUAGUUUUCUUUUUGUAUUCAAAAUAAAUAUUAAAAUAGGUUGUUUUUAAUGUUGUUUUAUCAACAUAAUGAGACUUCCUGUGUCCCCACACCUUGAAAAUAAAAAAACAAAAACAAAACACAUAAAUGUAGCCAACCAAAUUGAAUUCCUCCUAAAUGAAAAUGUUUACCUGUGGCUCAGAAGGAGUGAUUCUGAGCACGCCUUUGAAGCUACGAGAAAACGGUCAGCCUUGUGUCUGGACUCAAAUUUUCACUUUUUUUUUUUUUUUUAACACUGAAAUAUAAAAUUGGGUUCUUUGCUUUUUAAUAAAUGGCAAAAAUAGCCUGUAGUCUGCAGACCUUCGCCCCAUGUGAUAAAUUGAAACGGUUGAUGGAAUGAGAUGUGAUGUUGAAAGGGAAGUGAUAAGCCAUAUUAGAGGGAUGGAAUUCUGUGUGCUGUCCUGUUUAUUCUUGUUUUAUCUCACUGUGCUCAUAUUUUGGCAAGCCUGUGUAUACAUGAGAUGAUUUGGGCCUCUACAUUAAUUUGAAUGUUACUGUUUCUGUAAAUGAACGGACACAGGAACUGAUCUUCAGAGUGGAGCAGGUGAAGCUGCAGUCAGACGUCUGAUACCUCACACUGCACCCUACCAUCAAACACAGUAGCAACGGAUAAAAACAGUCAAGGCAACUUUGUACAUAAUUGCAUAGAAUUACAGUGCAAUUUACAGCUUUAUGGUGUCAUUUUCUUACCCUUUACAUGCAAGAUAAUCUGCAAAUAGUCAAAUAGCAGUUAAAAAGUAUGUGUUAAGCUUGACUGGCUGCCCCAUUCAGCUUGCAUCACAAAAUCAGCAUUGCAGCAAAACAUGCUAAUGCGGUUGCCUGCAGAUAACUGUGAAGUUCAGUGAUUUGGUGAAGUUGUACCAUUUUAUUUUAUUUUUUUUUUUUUUAGUGGUUUGAAGGCCGUGGAGCAUUGUAGCUGGCAGUCUGAGGUUUCAGACUGAGUCUCGUCAGUCUGACAUUCAGCCAAACCUCACCUCCAGUCCUGUUUCCAAUGUUUUGUUUUUUAUUUAUUUCCUUUUUUUCCCCCUUGAAUUAAAAUGUCAUUAAAGCGAAGAAGGCAGAUCCUGUCUGUGUGUCUAAUCCCUUUGUACAGUUGGGUUAAACUAUAAAAACUGCAGACGAGCAUAAUGAAUGAUGUCAGUGCUGUUCACUGUUAAAUUACAGUGGCCUCUCUUUUAGGCUCUGCAGAAAUGCUAGCAUUGCAACUUGGCCAACAUAAAUUUGGUUCAAGUCUUUUUUUUUUUUUUCCCCUUCCCCCGUUCACAUGUAUCAUGUCUUCAGCCGGGCAUGGUGACUUUUUUAAAGCUUGUUUCACUCCACCCUUACAUUCAUCCUUAAAUGUAUUCUCACAAAUCAUUUCCCAAGUGGAUGUCCAGUUACAUAAUUUUAUGUUAGAUUUUUUCAGGUCUUAAACAAGCUCCUUGACUUGAGACACAUGAAAGAUGGAUGAAAAUUGUAUGCCCAAGGUAUAAAAUUGGAAGACGAGUAACUGAAGGGCUUCAUGUGUUGUUACAUCAGAAUUUAAGACUUCUUUUAGAACUAUUGCCUCUAUUAAUCUGAUUGUUUUUCUUCUCUUAAUUGUCCAGUAUGAGUGUUUUUACAAAUGUGGAGCUGAGAAAAGAGAGUUGUAACAACGACAUUAAAUAUAAUCACUGCUUGAUAUGGCUGGGUUAUCACUUGUAAGGUACAUUUGGGUGUUUGGGGGAUGCUGUACAUGUAAGGUUGUCAAGUCUUUAAGACACUUUGUGAGACAACAUAUUCCUAGGAAAAAUGUCAUUGUUUUGGGAAACACUAAACUUCAUGAGCUUUGGAUAAAAAUGGUUAAGAAAGAUGAGACUGUUGUGUUUUGGCAGAGUUGAUCACCCACAAGGUUUAUUUUUCUUGCUUUUCAUUACUUCCAUUUUCCUUCUCUGUCUCUACUUUUGCUCCAGCAGAUCUCGUUCACACUAAGGACAUCUUUCUUUCUCUGUACUGUGGCAGUUGCACAGACUUCUGUUGAUUUUCAAAUAUAUUUCUUCAUCUCAAUAUGAAAUAAAAG